This is a messenger RNA of Paraphaeosphaeria sporulosa, 693 nucleotides long. RefSeq names its product signal peptidase complex catalytic subunit sec11. The record is from RefSeq and is a predicted model, not a curated record. NCBI's taxonomy places the organism in Eukaryota, Fungi, Ascomycota, Dothideomycetes, Pleosporales, Didymosphaeriaceae. Gene Ontology annotation, cellular component: signal peptidase complex; membrane. The transcript is spliced from 2 exons. Gene Ontology annotation, molecular function: serine-type endopeptidase activity. Bases 93 to 614 code for a protein of 173 amino acids.
GUCGACAGAAUCCUGAUGGCUGAUACCAUCGCCAUGAUCUGGUGUCGUUAAAUCGCCACUCAUCUACACCAACCUAGAUCGAAAUUAUCACUAUGCUGUCCACACACCCUGCGACCGGUCUGCGCAAGCUUGCUACACAACUUCUCAAUGCCAUCUUCCUUUUGACUACAGCAUUUAUGUUAUUAAAAAGCUUUGGGGUCAUUGCAAAUUGCUCUUCGCCCAUCGUAGUAGUACUGUCUGAGUCUAUGAAGCCAGCUAUGCUCAGAGGGGAUCUCAUAGUACUCUGGAAUCGAGGAUCGGGCAUAAACAUAGGUGAUAUAGUGGUUUACCACGUCGAAGGGAGAGACAUACCAAUUGUGCACCGGGUUAUCAGACGAUUUGGAGGAGGAGCAGACCCUUUGCGAUUCUUAACGAAUGGCGACAACAAUAUUGCGGACGAUACUGAAUUAUAUGCACCUGGGCAAGAGUUUCUGAGCCGUGGGGAUGUGGCAGGCUCCGUGAUAGGUUGCAUACCUUAUGUGGGGUAUAUCACGAUUGCGUUUAACGAUUUUCCAUGGCUCAAGACUCUGAUGGUCGGUCUGGUGGGUCUUUCGGCUCUCAUACAGCGUGGUUGAGGAUCCAUUCGGAUUAUUCGAAGCACAACUCGGCCUCCAACGAUCUACCCACAACCAUGAAUAGCUAGCUGAAAUUUAU